Molecule: messenger RNA, 1332 nt
Organism: Rhodotorula toruloides NP11
Lineage: Eukaryota; Fungi; Basidiomycota; Microbotryomycetes; Sporidiobolales; Sporidiobolaceae
Product: TEA/ATTS family protein, transcription factor AbaA
Exons: 3
Coding region: 1-1332 (443 amino acids)
Biological process (GO): regulation of DNA-templated transcription
Molecular function (GO): DNA-binding transcription factor activity
Source: RefSeq, a predicted model, not a curated record
AUGGCUGAGCCUCCCACCAAGGACGCUACUCACACGCCUGCCCCGCCCACGCCCGCUUCUAUGCCCCGCCCGACUCUCACGCGUUCCUCGCCGCCUCCUGCUGAUCCGAAGCAAUCCGCGGACUUGGGGAGCUCGCCGCUUUCGAGCUGCAGUUCGAGAGAGGAAGACCAUGAUGAGAAGGCCGCGUCUAGUGAUUCGGGGAACAGCAGCGUGGGAGAUCCUAGUUACGGCGGCGACGGGGACUCGGAUUCGCAGGACGAGGAGGAUUCGGAGGAGGAGGGCAUGCUAGAGCGCGGGUCGGAAGCUGGUGGCUUGAGGGAGACGGACCUUUGGAACGACGAGACGACUGCUCUGCUCAGGGAAGCCGCAUACAAGCUCCCGAACCUCGGCAGGCGACACUAUACAGUCCAAGGCGCUUCGUACGGUCGCAACGGUCUGAUCGGAGAGUUCAUCCGUCGAAGGACAGGUAUCGCCCGCGACCGCUUCCAGGUGUGCUACCGCCUCCAGGCACUCAUCAAAGCAGCCAAGGACGACUUGACCGAGAUUGCCAAACUUCGCGGCGCUACGGUCAGUCGCAACGACCUGCGCGGGCGCGAGUGGACCACCUUUCUCGGCCCCGACCUCUUUCCACGUACCAAGCCGAAGCUUUCGAAAGCGAGGGACGACGACGAGACGAGCCGGGAGUUGCCGCCACCCGUGAAACGCAAAAAACACUCGAAGUCGACCAACUCUUCGACCUCGUCAGCCGCACCAUCGCAGCACAAGAAGCCGAGCCAUCGCAAGCCGUACAGCGAUGAUACGACUGCCGCAUCUUCAUCCUCGACUUCUCGUAAGCGCGUUAAGGAGGACGACGAGGCGGCUACGAGACACUUCAAGCCCAGGCCGUUUCCACUCCUUGCCAGCGACUCACGCCGCUUCACGCCGGGCACACUCUUUGGCUCGAGCUUCUUCGUCCCCUCUAUGCCCGCUUCGUACCCCUCGUCCUCGUACAGCCUCUUUCCGCCUCCGAGCGUGCUCGCGUCGACUUUCUCGAUUCCGCAGCCAGAACUUAGCCCGACCAUUUCUCCGCCUACUGCGGCAUUUAUCGCGCCUCUCCUGACCUCCCUCCUUUCCGCCACCUCUCCAAAUCGCGACCCCUCCUCCCUCGUCCACGCCCUCCUCAACUCCGGCCUCUCCACCUCCUCCGACCUCGUCGACUUCUUCUCGCUCGAUAACAGCACGUUUGAACUCUUCCUGGAGGAGUUUGGGAAGCGGAAUGGAGUGGGACCGCUGGAUUUGGCUUGGGUUAGGAAGGCGUUUGAGAAGGCGAGGAAAGAGGUAGCGGGCAUGUAG